Colias croceus (clouded yellow) is the source of this 1813-nucleotide messenger RNA. Its product is annotated as organic cation transporter protein-like. Gene Ontology annotation, cellular component: membrane. The transcript is spliced from 7 exons. Gene Ontology annotation, molecular function: transmembrane transporter activity. Gene Ontology annotation, biological process: transmembrane transport. The record is from RefSeq and is a predicted model, not a curated record. NCBI's taxonomy places the organism in Eukaryota, Metazoa, Arthropoda, Insecta, Lepidoptera, Pieridae. The coding region runs from base 21 to 1637 and encodes 538 amino acids.
UUGAAGCAGAGUGGUUAGAAAUGUCGGAGUCUAAACGAGAGUCUAAGGCCAAUGCGCCUGUGAUAGACCUGGACUAUAUCCUGGUGAACGAGCUUGGCCAGUUCGGAUGGUACCAGCUACGGAAUAUGUGCCUCGUCAGCUUGGCAAUAGCGUCCUCUGCGUUCUUCAGCGAAUAUAUCUUCUCGGCUGCUGCUGUUCCACAUCGAUGCCGUAUCCCGGAAUGCGGAGAAACUUCUAAGAGCGAUCUCCUUGAACCGAGCUGGAUUUUCAAUGCUAUCCCCGAUGGGAGCAGCUGCGAACGGUAUGCAUCAAGCAAUAUGGGCACUGGUAGUCUGAACUACUGUCCUGCAAAUCUGUUCAACCAAUCACAAACACUAGACUGCGAAGAAUUUGUAUAUGCGAGAGAUAAUUCUGUUGUUUAUGAUUUUAACCUUGGUUGUCAAGAAUGGUUGCGAGCUCUAGCGGGCACACUCAACAGUGUCGGCACAUUGCUAGUACUACCUAUAACUGGCUACAUCUCGGAUCGCUUCGGUCGCCGGGUGGCUCUGGCCAUCAGUCUCUUCAACACUGCUCUAAUCGGUCUCAUCAGAGCCUUCUCUGUUAACUACGUUAUGUAUUUGGUGCUGCAGAUCCUUCAAACCACUUUGGGCGCUGGUAUAUUCAGCUCGGCUUAUAUUUUCGCUGCAGAACUUGUGGGACCGAAAUGGCGUGUGGUGGCCAGUGCGACGUGCUCCUCAAUGUUCGCCGUCGGCCAAGUCAUCCUCGGUGGAGUGGCCUGGGCCGUCCAGCCGUGGAGACAAAUGAUCAUAGCGUUACACGUGCCUGUGUUCCUCCUCAUCUCCUACUACUGGAUCCUCUCAGAGAGCGUGAGGUGGCUCCUAUCUCAAAACAGAUUUGAAGAAGCUAAGCAAAAUCUGGAAAACGUAGCGAGGGUGAAUAAGAAACAAGUUAGUGAAAAGUCCAUGCUGGCUCUGAUGAAUCCACAAAGGGAAGAACCAAAGACAGAGCAACGCAGCCUAAUAAAGACGAUAUUCCGAUCCCGAGUGCUCCUAAGGCGUGUUUGUACGACUCCCAUUUGGUGGAUCACAACCACCUUUGUGUACUAUGGUCUGUCCAUCAACUCCACGAGUCUUUCUGAUACGAUGCAUCUCAACUUUAUCCUUACUGCUGCAAUCGAAAUACCUGGAUACUAUACCGCUGCGUUUAUUCUGAACAAGGCUGGAAGAAAACCAACUCUGAGCGUUGGAUUCAUAUUCUGCGCUUUAUGUAAUCUUGCCUUCGUUUUCAUUCCGACAGCACUCACCGUGGUCCGCCUGAUCGUGUUCCUUGCUGGCAAGUUCUUCAUCUCUGUGGUGUUUACCUCCCUGUAUCUGUUCACCUCUGAGCUGUACCCGACAGAGUUCCGCCACAGUUUGCUGGGCUUCUCCUCUAUGAUUGGCAGGAUUGGGUCUAUUACUGCCCCGUUGACGCCUGUGCUUGCUGACUACUGGAACGGUAUUCCAUCAACCAUGUUCGCGACCAUGGGCCUCCUCUCUGGUAUCCUGGUACUCACGCAGCCGGAGACCCUCGGCACCAAGUUACCUGAUACUUUAGAAGAAGCAGAAGCUCUUGGGAAGCAUGUAGACGCUUCUAGCUGAUUUAAUUACGUAGUUAAAAGUUCUCUCUAUAAUUUUUUAUAUUAAUGAUAAUAAGGAUAUUUAUCUAAAGAUCUCAAUUUAUAUUUAUUUAAACAUGUGAAAAUUCAAAAUAUGUAAAAUGUAUCAAUUCGAUAUGACGAAGAAUCGCAAAAAUAAAUUAAAACGAAAGAUUUUAA